Molecule: messenger RNA, 1155 nt
Organism: Metarhizium acridum CQMa 102
Lineage: Eukaryota; Fungi; Ascomycota; Sordariomycetes; Hypocreales; Clavicipitaceae
Source: RefSeq, a predicted model, not a curated record
AUGAUGCUUGGCGACAACCUGCAGCUAGCAGCCGUUAUCCAAAUCUACGAGGCAAUCAUCUGUAACGACUAUUACCAGACGCAGUCGUUGCCUUCUAUGCAAGUGUCAGUGUCAAACAUCACCUCCCCAAUCCCGUCGCUUGGCCAUCAAUGUCAAGUCCAGCCUGUGCAAAAGGAGCUUGUUCUGCGGAGCACAUUAGGCGAAGACGGUGCUAUCCUCCGCGGUGCUGGCAUCCUUGCCGCGCUUUCCUGGAUCAUGGCUGUAUGCUCCUGGCGAUUCGCUCCGAUCCGCUGGGUUCUGUUCUCGGGAAUGUUCCUCUUCAUUGGCGGCGGCGACGCCGUCACCUCAAGCAUGCUCCAUGUCAUGGUUACUGACGCUACCUACCGGGCCGAACGUGCGCAAAUCUUCUUGCAUGUCCACGCGGCCGACGUGCUUUCGGGCUUCUUUGGGCCUGCAAUCAGCGCCUGGUUGAUGGAAAAGGGGCAUCCCUGGACCGUCCUCGUACUGGCUGAAGUCGUGCUCUUUGGCACUUUUAUACUUGCCCAAUUCAUCCCAGAAACACAGCACUUGACAAACGGGACCUACGAUAACCCAUCUGAUGUUGAUUCAACAUGUCAACAACCCAAAACCUCAUCUUCACAACGCUCUACUACAUCGUCAGAGUCCACCAGCGAGACAAUUUCUUUGCUCCUCAAAAUCUCCAGCAUACUAGCUCCUCUUGUUAGCUUGCUGAGAACAAAUCGACAAUGCCUGUUGCUCCUUGCCAUAUUCGCCCCUCAGGCCUCAGCCCGAGAGCUCUUUACCGUAACAGGCCUACAAUACUCCAAAGCAAAGUAUUCCCUCUCUUGCGCUCGCGGUAACGUACUACUCUCCCUUUUUCAAGGUGCGCAAGGCCUGUUCGUACUAGUGCUCCUCCCCUUGAUCAACCGUACCAUUGCUAAGCUGCGCGGCUGGACCGACUGGACUCGCGACCGCCUAUACGCCAUCGCGUCCAUCGCCGCGGCGGCAUUAGGCCCGAUGGUAAUCGGCCCUGCACCAGUUUUGGCCGUCGUGGUUAUCGGGCUCCUUGGUGGCGCUCGGCAUCUGCACAACGGGGUUGUUAAUGAGUUUGUUGGGCGGAGUCGUGCGCCCGAACCAGGUGAGCACGGUCUAUAG